UUCUUAACUGCAGAAGAAGCAAGACUGAUACAACAAGAGAAACACACCAUGUUGAAAGAGGAAAACACACUCACUGAUGUCGGCAACAGUUGGGCUCGUGUCUGCGACACCUGCAGGUCCGCCCCAUCCACGGUCUACUGCAGGGUUGACUCCGCCUACCUCUGCACUGGCUGUGACGCCCGUAUACACGCAGCUAACCGUCUGGCUUCCCGCCAUGAGCGUGUAUUUGUUUGUGAGGCUUGCGAGCGAGCCCCGGCCGCAUUCCUCUGCAAGGCUGACUCUGCUUCACUCUGCGCCACCUGUGACGCGUCCAUUCACUCCGCCAACCCACUAGCUAGCCGACAUCACCGUGUUCCAGUUCUCCCCAUUCCAGGCUGUCUCUAUGGCCCUCCUGCUACUCGCCGCCCAUGUGGGUCAGAUAUUGAAAUCUCAGGCGAUUGCCAUGAAAGCUUGGCGGAUGAAGAUGACGGUGAAUCUGCUUCAUGGCUACUUCUUAAUCAGCCUACUAAGAACAACAAUCUAAACGGGAACGGGUUCAUGUUUGGUGGAGAACCCGUGGAUGAGUACUUGGAUCUUGAUGAGUACAAUUUGUGCCAAGAGAACCAGUUCUCUGAACAGUAUAAUAGUGUUCCACAGGGGAAGUAUUAUGGCGAUAGUAUUGUACCAGUUCAAGGGUUCGAAGUCGAAGCAAAGGGUCACCACCAACAGCAGCAGCAGAAUUAUCCAUCUAGCAUGGACUAUGACACCCCAAAAAUUGGCUAUGGCUAUCCUGCUUCUUCACUCAGUCACAGUAUCUCAGUUUCAUCAGUUGAAGUUGGAGUUGUUCCCGAAUCCACACUAAGCGAUUCGUCGAUUUCACACGCAAGACACUCCAAAGGAACAAUAGAGUUUUUCUCUGGACCACCAGUACAGAUCCCUCAACAGCUCACGCCAAUGGACAGGGAAGCUAGAGUCCUAAGGUACAGAGAGAAGAAGAAGGCAAGGAAGUUUGAGAAAACAAUCAGGUACGCUUCCAGGAAGGCAUACGCUGAGACGAGGCCACGGAUCAAAGGUCGCUUUGCAAAGAGAAGCGACGUGGAAAUUGAAGUGGAUCAAAUGUUCUCCACAUCAAUGGUAGUAGAAGGACUUGUUCCAUCAUUCUAAAUUAAGAACGAAAAAUGGAACAAGGAUCGAUUCAAGGUGUUCUUGCUAUUCACCAAUUUUAUUAGCAUUAAAUUUUGCUAUUCCUGUUUUGCUUGUCUUAAAUAAACAUGACCUAGUAUAUGAUCUUGUGUACUGUAUGUAAUCUUCACAUCAGUUUCUAUAAUUGUAAAUCAAUGUAUAUUC
Molecule: messenger RNA, 1326 nt
Organism: Impatiens glandulifera
Lineage: Eukaryota; Viridiplantae; Streptophyta; Magnoliopsida; Ericales; Balsaminaceae
Product: zinc finger protein CONSTANS-LIKE 2-like
Exons: 2
Coding region: 49-1143 (364 amino acids)
Biological process (GO): regulation of flower development
Cellular component (GO): nucleus
Molecular function (GO): zinc ion binding; protein binding
Source: RefSeq, a predicted model, not a curated record